AAUUUAAUCCUCCUUUUGGCUGUUGCCUCUAUCUCAUAGCUUGCGAGAAAGUCCCAUGCUACCGCACUCGCGACACUCCCCUCCUUCCUCUCUGCCUUAUUCCUCUGGCAGAUCGCGAUAGAGCAUUAGCUGCAGGCCCCGGUCAUGUCGAGAUAGCGCUAAAUCACGCCAAUUUUUUUUUCACCACGCCCGGUCGCUUUAGCACCCACGCGACCGUUAGUCGAAUCCGUGCAUUCAAAGAUCGGUUUAAAAUCUACCGGGUUCCCCUAGACCAGGUCGUUCCGUCGACACUAUCAUGCUCACUCACGGCCUCUCCUCUGCAGGAUGAAGUUCGCCAAUGGCUGAUCUCCCGACGAUUGACAGAGAAUUGGAGCACGAGCUGGUUCCAGAGUGGCGGGCCAAAUAUUUAGACUACAAGACUGGGAAAAAGAAAGUCAAAGCAAUCGCGCGCGCCAUCCAAAAAGCCAAUCGCACUCCCAACCACUCUUCUAUUCGGCGUCCCCCACCUGGACAAGGCGAUCAAUCGGAUACACCACUUGGUUCGAACCGCUCCGCAUCAUUUCGUCGAGCAGAAAAACAAAUCGAGGGGUCCGAUGGAGAGUACAAUCUCACAGUGAAGAGCCCCAGCCUUACUUCGCGGUCAACACCUGGUCAACGACAUGAGCGGCAACCCCUACGCGUUCCUGGAUCGCGAUUUUCUGCCGUUGUUGGAAGCUAUGGAAGCAUACUUGCAUCCCCACCGCAGCAUCCGGGGACAUCAGACGCAGCUUCACUCGAGUUACCUGACCCAGCAAUAGAUUAUCACGAUGAUGCUCGUUCCCCGGAAAGACAUACGGAUUCUCGAAUUGCUCCUAAGACGCCGUCUCCUGUCAUGUCGCGACAGGGCACCAGUAGGGCUGUUUUCAAAGAUCCGACAUAUCACAGCCCCCCGGCAAAACAGCAUGUUGCGCCAAGUGGUGAAUCCAAGAAAAGCGUGGCUUCAGGUUCUUCUAGUCGCCGGAAUUCCCGUCUUUUGAAGCGCGUUCUAUCGACAACCGAAUCAGCAGAGAAGCUUGCAGAGACUGAGCAACGCACCGAAGUCGAGCGCAAACAAGAUGAGUUCUUCGCUUUUCUCGACGGCGAAUUGGCAAAGAUUGAAUCAUUCUAUCAAAUGAAAGAACAAGAAGCUACUGCUCGUUUAAAGGUGCUGCGGGAGCAAUUGCAUACCAUGAGAGAUCAGCGGAUACAAGAGGUUCUGCAUGCGAGGAGAUAUCGAAAUCGAGAUGCUGAACCCAAACCGACUGAAACCCUGGGUGCAUUUAACGGUCGCCUUUUUAAAGAUGCCUUUACGGGGCGCCGCAUUGGAAAGAACUCUAAGGCCCUGGCGGCCUUGGCUACACCAAGAGGCGGGCAAGCACAGGAUUCUGAUAGCAUCGUUAGGCGGAGGGAUUUCACACGUCAGCCGCCAGAACCGCAGCAACAACCAAAGUCCGAAGUCCCAUAUCGAUCUGCAAAGAGGAAAUUGAAAUAUGCGCUGCAAGAGUUCUACCGAGGCGUAGAGCUUCUGAAGGCUUAUGCCUAUCUUAAUAGGACUGCCUUUCGGAAAAUAAAUAAGAAGUAUGAUAAGGUUGUCGAUACACGCCCGUCAAUGAGGUAUAUGGGCGACAAAGUCAACAGAGCUUGGUUCGUGCAAAGCGAGGUGACCGAAAAUCUGUUGGCCACUGCGGAAGACCUGUAUGCUCGCUAUUUUGAGGGCGGCAAACGCAAGAUUGCAGCGUCGAAACUGCGCCAUACUAUCAGAAAAUCCGGUGAUUACUCACCACAUACUUUUCGCUGUGGUCUGCUUGCGAUGGCUGGUAUUCUAUUUGGAAUUCAAAGUCUUAUUUACGCGAGUCAGCACCUUCGGGACGAGGACGCUACGAUACGUACUCAUACAAGUUAUUUACUUCAGGUUAGUUUACAGAUGUCGACCUUGUCUACCGAAACUAAUAUACUUACCACAACCAGAUUUACGGAGGAUACUUUUUGGUUGUUUUCCAUUUUUUGCUAUUUUGUUUAGAUUGCAUGGUCUGGGAUAGGACCAAGAUAAACUAUGUUUUUGUUUUUGAAUACGAUACUAGACAUGCUCUGGACUGGCGCCAG
Messenger RNA from Aspergillus versicolor CBS 583.65, 2121 nucleotides. RefSeq lists its product as uncharacterized. The record is from RefSeq and is a predicted model, not a curated record. The transcript has 3 exons. Gene Ontology annotation, molecular function: inositol hexakisphosphate binding. Gene Ontology annotation, biological process: cellular response to phosphate starvation; phosphate ion transport. Lineage: Eukaryota; Fungi; Ascomycota; Eurotiomycetes; Eurotiales; Aspergillaceae. Bases 338 to 2038 code for a protein of 566 amino acids. Gene Ontology annotation, cellular component: cytoplasm; Golgi apparatus; plasma membrane.